Messenger RNA from Eutrema salsugineum, 1045 nucleotides. RefSeq lists its product as uncharacterized. The record is from RefSeq and is a predicted model, not a curated record. The coding region runs from base 41 to 961 and encodes 306 amino acids. The transcript is spliced from 9 exons. NCBI's taxonomy places the organism in Eukaryota, Viridiplantae, Streptophyta, Magnoliopsida, Brassicales, Brassicaceae.
UGUGUAUCCAUGUUGCUUUGCAACUGAAACACCGAAAAAGAUGGAUUCUCUUCUUCUUCUCCAACCUCUCUACAGUCUCUCUGCCACUCACUUCUUUUCUCAGCACCGAAGUUUUCGUUUGAUUCAUCAUUGCUCAUCUUCCCCAAAACCUCUUCUACUCUCGAAAAGGCGCAACCUUUCAAAACCUUUGACUCUCCCAUUUGCUCUUGCGGAAUCAGAUUCUCCUCAACCUCUAGAAACAAGCUCGAAAUCUCUUCUCCUACAACUCUCUAAAUGUUUCGAUCUUCCAUCAGAUUACUUCCAGCAGCUACCGAGUGAUCUUCGACUCGAUUUAAAUGAUGCUGCUUUUGAUCUCUCCAAUGGACCCAUCAUCGAUGAGUGUGGUCAAGAGCUUGGGCAGACCUUACUGAAACUGUCCCGUGCUUGGGAGCAAGCUGACACAUCAACUUCUCGUAGUUUAGUGGAGAAACUUCCUGAACUGGAAAUGUCAUUAACAGAUGGUGCCAGAUCAGCCUUUGGGAGGCGUCUGAUAUCUGCGGGAAAAAGGUUCAAAGGCAUGGGACAGUAUGGUCAAGGUGACUUACAGAAGAUAGCUGAAGCGAUGAUUACAACUGGAGAGGUUCUAUCUGCAAGUACAUCGUCUGCUUCAUUGAGUAAUGAAUCUAAGUCGCAAACAAGGAUGUUUAAGUUUGGGGAGCUUCAGGUUGCUGUGAGUCCAGAGAAAGCGUACGCCGGAGCUGCCAUUGCGUUUGUCUUUGGGAUACUUUCAUGGCAAAUCAGUCAGGGGAUCCAAAACAUACCAGAGAGCUCAUUGCAGUAUGCAAAUGACAAUGCAUUGCUACUCGCAAAGUCUCUGAGAGGAUCUAUUCUAGCUCUGUUUUAUGCGUCGACCGUCUUGUCAGGCUUUACAACCGUUGGACUUCUCCUACUCGCUAAGCAGCUUUCAUCAGAGAAAGAGUGAAUCUUUGAAUGAUUUACACUUCUAUUUCGAAAAAAUGAUACUAAACUUUAAUAAUAGUCAUAAUCAAUUUCUUUCUCCAAUACA